AUGUCUGCCCCCAACCCAAAAGCUUUCCCAUUAGCUGAUUCAGCUUUAACACAACAAAUUUUAGAUGUUGUUCAACAAUCACAAAAUUUAAGACAAUUAAAAAAAGGAGCCAACGAAGCAACUAAAACUUUAAACAGAGGUAUUUCUGAAUUUAUCAUUAUGGCUGCUGAUACUGAACCAAUUGAAAUUUUAUUACAUUUACCAUUAUUAUGUGAAGACAAAAAUGUUCCAUAUGUAUUUGUUCCAUCAAAAGCCGCUUUAGGUAGAGCUUGUGGUGUAUCAAGACCAGUUAUUGCUGCUUCAGUCACUUCAAAUGAUGCUUCAUCUAUUAAAAACCAAAUUUAUGGUAUCAAAGAUAAGAUUGAAACUUUAUUAAUUUAA
Molecule: messenger RNA, 381 nt
Organism: Lodderomyces jiufengensis
Lineage: Eukaryota; Fungi; Ascomycota; Pichiomycetes; Serinales; Debaryomycetaceae
Product: RNA binding protein
Exons: 1
Coding region: 1-381 (126 amino acids)
Biological process (GO): ribosome biogenesis; mRNA splicing, via spliceosome; maturation of SSU-rRNA
Cellular component (GO): box C/D methylation guide snoRNP complex; U4/U6 x U5 tri-snRNP complex; small-subunit processome
Molecular function (GO): RNA binding
Source: RefSeq, a predicted model, not a curated record